Molecule: messenger RNA, 2573 nt
Organism: Carcharodon carcharias (great white shark)
Lineage: Eukaryota; Metazoa; Chordata; Chondrichthyes; Lamniformes; Lamnidae
Product: ATP-binding cassette sub-family G member 1
Exons: 15
Coding region: 234-2168 (644 amino acids)
Biological process (GO): cholesterol homeostasis
Cellular component (GO): plasma membrane
Molecular function (GO): ABC-type sterol transporter activity; ATP binding; ATP hydrolysis activity
Source: RefSeq, a predicted model, not a curated record
GCUCAUUUGGGUACCAGUCCCGUCUUGGGCUCCCUGCAUCCCAAACACGAGAGCUGAGACUGACACCAGCAACAUCCCUGCGCAAGCUGCCGGCACUCGCCCCUCAGGCUGCAGGGACCCUGUGAAACACUCCAAUCCUCUGCUUUCAAUUUAUUGCUAGCGUAUUUCAACUGUUCUGGAAAGAAAAAAAAAAAUAGCAAACGGUCGAAAGGAACAUUAUCUGAUCAGAACCCAUGGCGGACCCCAAGUCAGUCUGUGUGUCGGUGGACGAAGUGGUCUCGAAUGGGAUAGCUGCCCAACAUGCCCCCAUGUUUCAGAUGCACUUAAAGAAAGUGGAGAACGGGGUGACGGAGGCCCACCGCUUCUCCUACUUGCCACGGCGGCUUUCAGUCACUAUUGAGUUCAAGGACCUCUCAUACUCUGUCUCUGAGGGCCCAUGGUGGAGGAAGAAGGGUUACAAGACUUUACUGAAGGGCAUCUCAGGCAAAUUUAGCAGUGGAGAGCUCAUAGCUAUCUUGGGUCCUUCGGGAGCUGGGAAGUCAACGCUCAUGAAUAUUCUGGCAGGUUACAGAGAAACUGGAAUGAAAGGCGAGCUCCUGAUCAAUGGACACCCUCGCGACCUUCGAUCCUUCCGGAAAGUAUCAUGUUACAUCAUGCAGGAUGACAUGCUGCUCCCUCACCUCACUGUCCAGGAGGCAAUGAUGGUCUCAGCUAACCUGAAGCUCCAGGAGAAAGACGAAGGUCGAAAAGAAAUGGUGAAGGAGAUUCUAACGGCUCUCAAUCUGCUGGAAUGUGCUAACACUCGGACUGGCAGUCUCUCUGGAGGCCAGCGCAAGCGUCUUGCCAUUGCCCUCGAGCUGGUGAACAACCCUCCUGUCAUGUUUUUUGAUGAGCCUACCAGUGGCCUGGACAGUUCAUCCUGCUUCCAGGUAGUUUCUCAGAUGAAGUCCUUGGCUCAGGGUGGGAGAACUGUCAUCUGCACCAUUCACCAGCCCAGUGCCAAACUUUUUGAGCUGUUUGACAAGCUCUACGUCCUAAGUCAGGGGCAGUGCAUCUACCGUGGAAAUGUUUGUGGUCUUGUCCCAUAUCUCAAGGAGAUUGGCCUGCACUGUCCAACCUACCACAACCCUGCUGACUUUGUGAUGGAGAUCGCAUCCGGUGAGUAUGGGGAGCAGAACCCCAGACUGGUGAAAGCAGUGCAGGAUGGGAAGUGCGAUACUGACUGCAAACCACACGAAAAUGAAGACAAGGAUCUGAACCCUUUCCUCUGGCAUAGGCCAUCAGUUGAGGAUCCCUCUCCCUCCGAAGGUUGCCAUAGUUUCUCUGCCAGCUGCCUGACCCAAUUCUGCAUUCUCUUCAAAAGGACCUUUCUCAGCAUCAUGAGAGACUCGGUUCUGACUCACCUCCGCAUCACGUCGCAUAUUGGGAUUGGGUUGCUGAUAGGUUUGCUGUACCUGGGCAUUGGGAACGAGGCAAAGAAGGUCCUGAGCAACUCUGGCUUCCUCUUCUUCUCCAUGCUCUUCCUGAUGUUCGCAGCACUCAUGCCAACUGUCCUUACCUUUCCACUGGAAAUGGGAGUAUUCCUUCGGGAGCACCUAAACUACUGGUACAGCUUAAAGGCCUACUAUUUGGCUAAGACAAUGGCGGAUGUCCCCUUCCAGGUAAUGUUUCCUGUAGCCUACUGCAGUAUCGUAUACUGGAUGACAUCACAACCGUGCGAUGCUCUUCGCUUCAUUCUAUUUGCAGCUUUGGGAACGAUGACAUCACUGGUGGCACAAUCUUUGGGUCUCCUGAUAGGAGCAGCAUCCACGUCCCUCCAGGUGGCAACAUUUGUAGGUCCAGUCACUGCCAUUCCGGUGCUGCUGUUUUCCGGUUUCUUUGUCAGUUUUGACACUAUUCCCAAGUACCUCCAGUGGAUGUCGUACAUAUCUUAUGUCAGAUAUGGCUUUGAAGGGGUCAUCCUGUCCAUCUAUGGUCUUGACCGUGAAGAUCUCCACUGCGAGAAAGAUGAAACAUGCCACUUCCAGAAGUCACAGGCCAUUUUGAAAGAGCUCGACGUAGAACACGGCAAACUCUACCUGGACUUCAUCGUCCUCGGGAUCUUCUUUGUCUCCCUGCGCCUCAUAGCCUAUUUUGUAUUAAGGUAUAAGAUCCGGGCUGAGAGGUAAACCAGGCUGAUGUCAUUGGACACGGAUAUUGAGCAGUUCAGGUUGUCUCACUGCAGUAACACUUGCACCUCAGGGAAACUCCACCGUAGAAUUAAAAUGGCUAAACCCCCUCUGGUACUGAGCAUUCGACAGAUCCCGGUUUUGGGUCUGGUUACCUGAUCAUUUCCGCAGUCAAAUAACAGAAAAAAGAAUCCACUCUGAUGGCCAAAGUCCUGCUUUCAACUGUUUGAUUUUGACAUUGUGCCAAAUGUUCUCGGCACACGGCAUGCUCUGGCAGUUGGCCCUUCAGUCACAUGAGGGCAGCACAGCCUCAUGAGAGCACCCAACAGUAUUAGUAUACAUUUCUGGAGGUCGAGAGCAAAAUUGUCUAUCUUUUGUUGUUUUGUCAGGGUAAAAUUUGAGUUC